AUGGAAGAAACUUCCGCUCAUCAGCAGCAUGGCCCUUGGCCAAAUUUUGUGAACAACACUCAGGUUGACGGUCUUAUUGAAGAAGCAACAGACGAUAACGAAGUACAAUUUGCUGAUAAUCACCCAAACGAGCCUGUCACCCCAGGGGUACAACCGGAAAUUCCUAUGAGUUCAAUUUUGCCUCCAGGAGAAACCCCAAUCUCCUGGACACCGUCGGCUAUUCAUGUUUCACAACAUGCUGGUCCAUCCAGAGUUCAGGUCGAAGACACUGAGGUUUACUCUAGAUCUCAUUCGAGAUACGAGUACACUCAGUCAGAAAAUCACCAAAGAGAAUAUCGAGACGAGGUGCACCCUCGUAGAAGAGCAUCGGUUCAUACCAGGUUGGGCUCUCAACAAAAUACCCACACCAAGACUGAGCACAACUAUGACCUGAUACAUCGUCCUGCUGAAGCAGCGGAGAAUUCAAAGUUUAUAAGUGAAAUUGCUCUGGCUCCGCUAGAGAAGGAGAAGCUCCCAUCCACUGUGGGAAAGUUCAACGGAAUGACGGACCCUGACGACCAUUUACGAGUUUUUACGAGUGCAGGGUUGGUAGGAGGCUGGACCCUACCCAUGUGGUGCCGCCUUUUCAUACAAACCCUUACUGGCGCUGCGAGAAUAUGGUUUGACAACUUGCCCACUGGAAAAAUCACGUCGUGGAAGGAUUUACGCGACAAGUUUCUAGUUCAUUUCAGCCAACAAAGGCGGUCAAUUCGAGACACUUCAGAUGUAAUGAACAUUUGGCGUCACGAUGAUGAAAGUCUAGAGGAUUUCAUCACAUGCUACAAUAAGGAGGUACUCGAGAUAGGGGACGUACAUGAGCAGCUAAUUCACGCUCAAUUCAAGUACGCAGUUAGGUGCGAUGAUAUGAUAAAGGUCUUAUCUGGGACAGAAGGACUUCUGAAGAGUUGGGAGAAAGUGAUGGCGAUGGCCAAUGUUUAUGCGCAAACAGAAAAAAAUCUCACUACCAAUAGACCUCCACCACCGCAUAACCGUCCCUCAGAUCUGGGCUCAAGGGGUGGAAGAAAGUUUAAGAAGAAUUGGCGUGAUUUUGGCUCAGGGAACUAUUCGUCCGAGGAUGCUCGGACCACAAUCAACAAACUUACCACACAAAGGGAGGCCAAACAGGAGAAUAGGGAGAGACAAUGGACUCCCUUAACUAAAACCCCUGCAGAAGUCCUGAGCACAGAAGAUUAUCAGUUCAAACCUCCGCCUCCUUUGAAAAACAAGCGUGGACAAGACCCUAGUCAAUAUUGUGAAUACCACAAGGACAAUUGGCAUACUACAAACAACUGCAUCUCUUUGCGCACCGAGAUAGAAAAAGCACUUAAGAGUGGUGAGCUUACUCACCUCCUACAAAACAUGCGCAAAGAGAUUAAGCAAAUCACUCGAGGCGAGGAAGGCCCGAGCAAAAAAGCAAAGAACUGA
Helianthus annuus (common sunflower) is the source of this 1464-nucleotide messenger RNA. RefSeq lists its product as uncharacterized. The record is from RefSeq and is a predicted model, not a curated record. The transcript is spliced from 3 exons. NCBI's taxonomy places the organism in Eukaryota, Viridiplantae, Streptophyta, Magnoliopsida, Asterales, Asteraceae. The coding region runs from base 1 to 1464 and encodes 487 amino acids.